Molecule: messenger RNA, 1956 nt
Organism: Talaromyces marneffei
Lineage: Eukaryota; Fungi; Ascomycota; Eurotiomycetes; Eurotiales; Trichocomaceae
Exons: 8
Coding region: 1-1956 (651 amino acids)
Biological process (GO): regulation of Golgi organization
Cellular component (GO): cytosol
Source: RefSeq, a predicted model, not a curated record
AUGGAAGCCUCCCCUUUGACUCAGCAAAGUAGACCAGAGGUAUUCCAGCCAAAGAUUGACAAACUAUAUGAAGCGCUAUUUCAGGUAACAGAAAAUGUCGAGCCGAGCGAGGGCUUCUGGAGGGAAUUCUAUCUACUUCCUCCUGACAGAACACACUUGCGCCAUCUCUUAGAUGGACUCUCACCAGAUGAUACAUUAUUAUUGCAGGGAGUUACCCAACGAUUAUUUACUCGAUCUAUACGCGAAGCCGCAGCCGGGGUGUCUCCAAAUGACGCACACGCGCUCGAGACUCUCACUAUAUUCCUAGGAAGUAUCUUGGUCAAGAAGUACACCAAUCCUAGCUCCGACAUCAUCACCGUACUCGCGGGACUCGAUGAAGUGGAUCAAGUCUUCCCUGACUUUGUUUCCGUGCUCGACAAAAUCAUCCGUAGCGGCGGUCAGGUGGAUCUCCGCCUGAAAGCGGUCAGGACGACUAUCGCCAUGAUCAGCGGAGCAUAUAAAACGAGCCUUGUCGCAUAUUUCAUGCAAAGAGAUUUCUUUCCGUCCAUAAUGAAGUUUGUACAUGAUUUGGACUCCAAUCUGCAAAUACUCGAACCAUUCCUGCUCCUCGGUUUAUUAGCAAACUACAAUAAAUUCGAGUUUCAGAACCCAUAUCAACAACGGCUGGAUGACUUUGUCAAUGAAGGCUCGAUCCAAAAGAUCGUCAAAGGUGUAGGACUUGCCUGCGCCGGGCUCAGAAACGCAUAUGUAGCGAUUCAAGACGAUCUGCCAGAAGGCUGGACAAUGAGUAAUACACUUGCUUUCUUCGGUUUGCGAGCUUUGGCUGGUGGGAAUAAAGACAAGGCUUCGACAUCGACAGCUGAAGAAGUUAAGGAGACUUUUGCUUCUCAGCCCGAAUCUGAAGCUGCAGUGCUCUUAGCUGCAUACGACUUUGCCAACGCAAACAAACUAUUUGGAUACAACCUAGUGACUUCCAUCCCUGAAAAGCGGAAUGAAGAGUCCCCCUUUGCCAGUUUCCUCUCUUUGACAUCCUACCUACUCCAACAUGCCUACCGCUCUGAGAGGGUUGCAACAUAUGCAGAACUGAAUAUGUUUUCGCUUCGCAUAAUCGUUGAGGAUCCAGUGCUAUGUAAGCGGAUCUGUAGUGAUGACAACAAGCGUAGCGUUCGUCUCUGUCGACAGAGACAACCGCAUCUCCCUCUUGUCAAUGGUGACCGAGUGCUAGCGACUGUUAUCUUCGAUAUGAUGAUUGACACGAUCACACACAAUCUUCGGCGCCGGUUAGACACAAACCUCUACAGUUAUACAAUCGCAAUCCUCAUCCGACUUUUCACUUACCUCUCCUCCAACAAGACCCGACUCACAUACCAUUGGGCCGAAAUGUGGCGCACUCUUCUCUCCCUCAUGCGCUUCCUCACCACCUACGCCUCCGACCUAUCCUCAGCACCACACAUCGACACUCUGACAACCUCACUCAUAGACCUGAUCGCAUUCACACUUUCUACAGGCGACGCUUUCCUCCCCGACCCAGCCUCAUACGACGACCUAUUCUACAAAAUCGUCGAAGCAGGUCCGAUCAUCGCACGGUUCCGGGACGUAUACAACCUUUCGACGGGCACCAACGCACCCGCUACUUCCUCACUACAAUCGCAUCAACAUGGGGCAUCUAUUAAUACGUUACUUACUGUAUCAACGCAUUUCCUCUCCCUGCUUUUUCAAACGGAUAAACCUACCGCAGAGGCCGGUGAAAGAGCGCAAGCGGCAACGACAGCACGAAAAAGGAAUCUUGGUCCAAGGGAAGUUCAUCAGAUUAUCAAGAAGGGUUAUGAUACGCUCAGCAUUCAGCCGCAGGAAGGGUUGAGUACGUGGGAAAAGUGGAGGGAGGCAGAUAGGAGACUUUAUUUGAAGAAGGCGGCACGAUGUGCGGUUGAGGAUGCGAGGAGGCUUGUUCUUUGA